AUGUCUCUACACCCCACCCCUGUUCCUCGCGCUGAGGCCGUGUGGGAACGCAGACAGGACCCUUUCGGAAGCUUACUGAGCAGCCUCAGCCUUUUCGGACCGGGCAACACGGACUCGAUCGUUUCCUCCGCCACCUUCCCCACCACCAGCUCCACCCCCACCACUUCUUCCAGCUCCAUCCGAACUACGUCCUCGUCCCGCUCCACUUCCAACGGUUUGCCCACUCCGGUAGCCUCCACCCCAACCACCACCUCCACCUCGUCUUCCACCUCUUCCUCCACCUCGAGCACUCCCACCUCUACCACCUCCUCUACCUCGGCGUCCAGCACCGUCAUCACCACCUCCUCGCCCUCCACCCUCGUCACCACCUCCAACUUUGUCUCGGGCACCAGCACCUCACAGGUCGUCGUCACAACCGUCGUAACGCCCGUAGUCACCACCACCGCCGCGCCCAACCGUUCCAACUCGAACCGCUCCAGCUCCAAUGGCGCGCUCAUCGGCGGUGUCGUGGGCGGCGUCGUUGGCGGCCUCGCUCUCCUUGCACUCAUCAUCACCAUCUGCAUCAUGGCCAGCAGGCGCAGAUCCCGCACGGGCCACGCCUACUUCCUUUGCUUCGGCGAGCGUCCUUCACGCGCCGCAAAGGGCGAUCUUGGUCACAGCGGUGGCGCUUGGCCCACCUUUGACCCCAAGGACGAUUACGGAGGACCCGGCUUCGCGGCCGGCGCGGCUGGUGCCGGUGCUGCUGCCGGUGCCGCUGCUAGCUCGAGGAAUCGCCGUCGCCGUCGAGAGCACACCAACGCUACGCUCCCUGCACAGUUCGCCAACGAGGACGACCCGGAGAGCUACGCAUACUCGGGUUCCAACGCCCACGGCGCCUACGGCGGCAACGGCGGCAACUACGACGGAUACGACGCCUACAAUGCCUACGGUACCUCGGGCCAUCCCGACAUGCAGGAGCACGGCCGUGGUGCUGCAGGUGCGCUUGCUGCGGGUGCAGCUGCCGGAGGCGCCGGUGCUUACCUGUACAACAACGCGAGCCCCAGCAACGGUCAUCACCGCCGCUCCUCGGCCGGUCACCCAUCCUACGGUACCGCACAGGACGCAUACACGACCGGCAACAUGUCGCCUCAUGCGACCACAAGCAACGAGAACGUGCCCGCGCCUUGGACGCUGCCCAUGAUGGGCUGGCAGGACACUCACGGGCCAUAUUCGGUCGCCGGUGUUGGCCAGAAUCUCGCCGGCGCGCCCCCGCAGGCACGAUUCAUGGUCUCGCCAUCCGAAGCCAACGUUGCUGCGGCGGCGGCUGCCAACGCUUCGCCCGCGCGCUCACCCGGUCCCGACUACAGCCACUUUGACCCUCCCGAGGUGCGUGACGCUCGUGCGCGUGAAGCGGCGGCUGCUGCUCUGGCUCGCGGCAGCUUCUCCACGUCUCACAGCCACAACAACUCGAUUCCCACCGGCCCCACCUCGCCUCGUAGACAGAGCCGUCGUCUGUCGUCCAACCACGGAAGCCCCGUCAACGACAACAUUGGGCUGGUAGGAGGUCUGGCCCCGCCUGCCUAUGUCGAUGCGCAGGACGAUAUGGAGGAGGUGGCAGACCAGCCGCGCAGGUUGCACUUGACCAAUGCAGAGCCCGACAACACGGACGACGACAGCUCAAGGGGCGGUCCCAGCCGUCGAUACAACCACAACCACAAGGACGCUCCCCCCGCCGCCACAUACCGACAGAACUAA
Molecule: messenger RNA, 1734 nt
Organism: Moesziomyces aphidis
Lineage: Eukaryota; Fungi; Basidiomycota; Ustilaginomycetes; Ustilaginales; Ustilaginaceae
Source: the annotation of a GenBank genome assembly